CUAAUGCUAGUAGUAGAGUGUAUGCAUUGGGAUUGCAGGUGUAUUAAAGUGCCUUGAGUGAUUGUCGUGCCCAUCAUAUUAUGUGUAGGCGUGGUUUUUGUCCCUAAACUGCGGAAACAGGCUGACUUAUUCCAAAAAGCUGGCAGCAGCAGCAGCAGCAGCACACAGCCUGGACCAGCACUGACAACAGAGCAGCGUACAUUAGACGUAGUGUCCACACAGCACUGAGGAGAUGGGGGACAAAACGGGGACCAGAGUCUUUAAGAAGUCCAGCCCCAACUGCAAGGUCACAGUUUAUCUAGGGAAGCGGGACUUUGUUGACCACUUAGACCACGUGGAUCCAGUCGACGGAGUGCUCCUCAUAGAACCAGAGUAUCUGAAAGAUCGAAAAGUGUUUGCGACUCUGACCUGUGCGUUUCGUUACGGCCGGGAGGACCUGGAUGUCCUGGGCCUUUCCUUCCGGAAGGAUCUGUACGUCAGCACGGUCCAGGUCUUCCCUCCUACGCAGGAGAAAAAGACGCCUCUGAGCCGGCUGCAGGAGAGGCUGCUGAAGAAGCUGGGUCAGCACGCCUACCCCUUCCACUUCACUAUCCCCCAGAACCUGCCUUGCUCAGUAACCCUCCAGCCGGGCGCAGAGGACACCGGGAAGGCGUGUGGCGUGGACUAUGAGCUUCGAGCGUUCUGUGCUAAGACUGUGGAGGAGAAGAUCCACCAAAGGAACUCUGUGCAACUAGUGAUCCGGAAGGUUCAGUACGCUCCGGAGAAGCCAGGUCCACAGCCGAUGGUGGAGACCAGUCGCAGCUUCCUGAUGUCCGAUAGAUCUCUACACCUAGAGGUCUCACUGGAUAAGGAGCUGUACUACCAUGGCGAGCCCAUCAGUGUCAACGUCCACGUCACCAACAACUCCACCAAGAGUGUGAAGAGGGUGAAGAUAUCGGUUCGUCAGUAUGCUGACAUCUGUCUGUUUUCCACGGCUCAGUACAAGUGUCCAGUUGCCCAGGUUGAAGCAGAUGAUCAGGUUUCUCCCAGCUCCACCUCCUGCCAGGUCUACACUCUGACCCCCAUGCUGGGUACCAACAGGGAAAAGAGAGGACUGGCCCUGGAUGGGAAGCUAAAGCAUGAAGACACCAACCUGGCCUCCAGCACCAUAGUAAAAGAAGGGACCAACAAGGAGACGAUGGGGAUCCUGGUUUCCUACAGAGUCAAAGUCAAACUGGUGGUGUCUCGUGGAGGGGAUGUAGCAGUGGAACUUCCUUUCGUCCUGAUGCAUCCCAAACCUUUAGACCAGCCCAGCUCCCAACCACAGACAGUUGCUCCAGAGGCUGAUGCUACUGUGGAUACAAACCUCAUAGAGUUUGAGAUGAAUACUUCCUCUCCUGGUGAUGACUUUGUGUUCGAAGACUUUGCUCGCCUGGGGCUGACGGGGAUAACGUUUGACAAGGAUGAGGGCAACCCCUUCUGCUAGCUCCUCCCCCUCCUCAUUCGCCAGCAGGGUCAGCUGUCUGAGUGGGAGGUUACGGGACCCCUCAACCCCAGGAACGUACGGAGAAGAACUUCUAAAGACAGCCUCCUGAGUCUAACCACAUGCUUUAAUUGUACCAUUUAUUCUGUAUGGGCUGCUAGAUGUGUCUCUUGUUAAAAGAGCAGUCAAGAAACCAAUAGUGCGCAGGGUUUCCCCCAGAAAAGUUGUUUUAGCCCGGUGGCAAGAGUUUUUUAUUUUUUAUUUUUUUUUUUACGAGGGCCAGUAACAGACUGAAGGCACCAUUAAUGUAGAGCCCAAUAGUUUCUGUGAUAACAGAAUCAUAGACGGAAUUUCUUUUAAAAAGCUAUAAGACAGAUUCCAGAGAGCCCUGCAUUAAGUCAGCGCUAAAAGCUAACUGGAGAUUUGAAAAUAUGACUGUCUAAGUUUCCUACUGUUUUAAAAAUAUGUUAAAAAAUAAUUCCCAGUGGCUUAGGCCUGGUGGGGGGCAACUUAGACAUGGUGGGCUUGCAAUACACUGGGGGAAACCCUGGUGCGUUCCAUUCACCUCGGAAGUCGGAGCUGGGAAUGAUGUCCCACCCAAACUAGUCUAUAUCCACGACGUUCCACUUCCGGGAUUGGUCCGACACUGCCGAGCAGUCGUGUUGGAUUUUGAGCUCGGGGUACUGCGAGGUUGUCCAAUUUCCCAACUCAGAAAUCUGAGUUCAGGGGGGGGCGUGUUUCCAACUUUGACCUCAGAAAUUCCGACCUCCGAGUACAAAUGGAACGCACUAUAAGUCACACUGGUUGUAUGUUUGUGUAAAAACAGGAGGAGAUGGUCAGUGACUCAGGCAACUGUAGUGCACAUUUAGCAGGAGUUUAACUAAGUGAGGCUACAGUUUUACAGAUGUUCCUGCAGAAGUGCUGCUGCUGCUUGACUCUUUCAUCAUUCUGCUGAUGUCAGUAUUGUACAUGCUGCUGUGAUUCAGGUUUAUAGAAUUCUAGCUUUUCAACAAAGGAAUACGAGUGAUGUUUUUAUAUCAAGGAUGGGUCAACUGUUGUCUUUUAUGGUUUCCUUUUGAGUGUUUCUUAGCCACUUUAUAAUGAAACAAAUCAAAUGCAUUUUUAUAUCAGGAGCACAACUAGCUAGCGGGUAGAGUUACAUAAACCAAUAUUAUUUUAUAGGUUUCUUUUUGUAUUUUGUGGAACACAUAUCAUUGGAAAAGACCUUUUUUUUGUAUGUAUAGUCCCAUUAACACAUACUCUGCAGACGUGAACUUCAGCCGCCUGUGUAAUUUUAAUGAAUGGAUUGAGCCCAUGUGUGAAUAGAGCAGGUCGUUGUCCUGAGAAUUCACAGUGAGCGAGUGGUCGCGUUAGGGUUGCGCAUCGUUUUGAAUUUAACAAUUCUGAUUCUUCCUUUCAAUUCCGGUUUUCAAUUCCGAUUCUUUGAGGGGUGGAGUUGAAUUUUACGCUACUUUAUACUUUUACUCCACUUCAUACCAGAGGGAAAAAUAGUAGGCUACUUUGUACUCCAAUACAUUCAUUUGACACUUUGUUACUUUUUACUUUAAAAAAAAAAAAAUAUAUAUAUAUAUACAUAUAUAUGAUGCAGUACUAUACUGCUCGUCUACCCAGUAGUAUACACUACAUAUUUAAUAUUGGCUCUGCAUCGAUAACACAAA
Molecule: messenger RNA, 3141 nt
Organism: Sander lucioperca (pikeperch)
Lineage: Eukaryota; Metazoa; Chordata; Actinopteri; Perciformes; Percidae
Product: arrestin red cell-like
Exons: 14
Coding region: 233-1465 (410 amino acids)
Biological process (GO): G protein-coupled receptor internalization; positive regulation of ERK1 and ERK2 cascade; signal transduction
Cellular component (GO): cytoplasm
Molecular function (GO): angiotensin receptor binding
Source: RefSeq, a predicted model, not a curated record